AUGUCUGACCACAAAACCUACUCUUUCAGCCCUUCCAAGGAUAUCCCUUCCCUCGCCGGAAAAGUCAUCCUCAUUACAGGCGCCAACACCGGCCUCGGCAAAGCUACGGCCAUUGAACUGGCCAAACACUCCCCAGCUCAUAUCUACAUCACCGCUCGCGACCAAUCCAAGGGCAAUGCAGCCUUGGAAGAAGUCAAAAGCACAUCUGCCGAGGCGACAAAGAUCUCUCUUCUUGAACUAGAUCUUUCAAGCUUCGAAAGUAUCAAAGCCGCUGCCAAAACCUUCCUCGAGCGAGAGGAACGACUUGAUGUCCUGUUGCUCAAUGCUGGUGUCAUGGGUGCACCGCCUAUUCUUACCAAGGAUGGGUAUGAGAUGCACAUGGGUACCAACCACCUCGGCCAUGCUCUUCUCUUGAAGCUCCUUCAGCCCACUCUGGACCGGACAUCUGAUUCAAGAGUCGUCCACUUGACAUCCGCCGGCUUCCGCCACGUCGGCCCCUCAGGCAUAGAAUUCUCAACCCUCCGCUCAGCCACCAGUGCAACACCGCUCCCACUCCGGUACGCGCAGAGUAAACUCGCAUGCCUUCUCUACGCGCGUGAAGCUGCCAAAAAUUACACCUUCACCAACAUCGCUAUCAAUCCCGGUGAAGUUAAGACGGAGCUGUUUUCGCGGGAGGCUGGUGAUGAGAUGAUGAAGCAUUUGCAGGAGAACGUCGUUCCGAAAAUGGCAGGACCUGUCGAAGAGGGUGUCAAGAAUCAUCUUUGGGCUGCUACUGCGAAGAUUGAGAGUGGGGAUUUCUAUGAACCCGUUGGAGUGAAGGAGAAUGUUGAGGUUGAUGACGGGAUGGCGAAGGAGUUGUGGGAGUGGACGGAGGAACAGUUGAAGGAUCAGUCCUUGUAA
This is a messenger RNA of Fusarium coffeatum, 900 nucleotides long. RefSeq lists its product as uncharacterized. The record is from RefSeq and is a predicted model, not a curated record. Lineage: Eukaryota; Fungi; Ascomycota; Sordariomycetes; Hypocreales; Nectriaceae. Bases 1 to 900 code for a protein of 299 amino acids. The transcript has a single exon.